Molecule: messenger RNA, 1968 nt
Organism: Tachyglossus aculeatus (Australian echidna)
Lineage: Eukaryota; Metazoa; Chordata; Mammalia; Monotremata; Tachyglossidae
Product: elongation factor 2-like
Exons: 16
Coding region: 1-1968 (655 amino acids)
Biological process (GO): translational elongation
Cellular component (GO): ribonucleoprotein complex; cytosol
Molecular function (GO): GTP binding; translation elongation factor activity; ribosome binding
Source: RefSeq, a predicted model, not a curated record
AUGGAGGCGGAUGGUGGCAGUGAUCCAGGGCUGUCCUGGAAGAACCUAGAGAUGUCCAGAAAGCAAGUGGACAAGCCAAACUGCAAGGAAGGAGAGAUUUCAACCAGAGUAUCCAAAACUCAACAACAAAGAGAAAGCAAAGCUAAUCCUCGAUACCACCAUAUUAGCCUUUUGAUGGCUGGGAUUAUUGCCUCUGCCCGGGCUGGUGAGACUCAUUUCACUGACACGAGAAAAGAUGAACAGGAAAGAUGUAUUACCAUCAAAUCCAUAGACUCGUACUCCAAGAAUAAGGUAAGUGCCAUCUCUCUCUUCUAUGAGCUAUCUGAGAACGACUUAAACUUCAUCAAGCAAACUAAAGAUGGUUCUGGUUUUCUUAUCAACCUCAUCGACUCUCCUGGGCAUGUGGACUUUUCAUCCGAAGUGACAGCUGCUCUCCGGGUCACUGAUGGUGCCUUGGUAGUUGUGGAUUGCGUAUCUGGAGUGUGUGUACAGACAGAGACAGUACUACGCCAGGCAAUUGCUGAGAGAAUUAAGCCUGUUUUGAUGAUGAAUAAAAUGGACCGGGCACUCCUUGAGCUGCAGCUGGAACCUGAAGAACUGUACCAGACAUUUCAAAGGAUUGUGGAGAAUGUGAAUGUCAUCAUUUCCACAUAUGGGGAAGGGGAAAGUGGUCCAAUGGGUAAUAUUAUGAUUGAUCCAGUCCUUGGUACUGUUGGGUUUGGUUCUGGACUGCACGGCUGGGCCUUUACUUUGAAGCAAUUUGCUGAGAUGUACGUUGCAAAGUUCGCUGCCAAGGGUGAAGGUCAGCUGGGACCAGCUGAAAGGGCCAAAAAAGUGGAGGACAUGAUGAAGAAGUUGUGGGGUGACAGGUUUUUUGAUUCUGCCAAUGGCAAGUUUAGCAAAUCUGCCACCAGCCCUGAUGGAAAAAAAUUGCCCAGAACUUUUUGUCAACUCAUUUUGGACCCCAUCUUCAAAGUUUUUGAUGCAAUUAUGAACUUCAAGAAAGAGGAUACCACUAAACUGAUUGAGAAGUUAGAUAUCAAGUUGGACAGUGAAGACAAGGACAAGGAGGGCAAACCUCUUCUGAAGGCUGUGAUGAGACGCUGGUUACCUGCUGGAGAUGCUCUGCUUCAGAUGAUCACCAUUCAUCUGCCUUCCCCUGUGACAGCUCAGAAAUACCGCUGUGAACUUCUGUAUGAAGGCCCUCCUGAUGAUGAGGCUGCUAUAGGUAUUAAGAGUUGUGAUCCUAAAGGUCCCUUAAUGAUGUACAUCUCUAAAAUGGUUCCAACCUCAGACAAGGGUCGCUUCUAUGCCUUUGGACGGGUCUUUUCUGGUGUUGUUUCCACUGGCCUGAAAGUCAGAAUUAUGGGACCAAAUUAUACUCCUGGCCGGAAAGAAGAUCUGUACUUGAAGCCAAUCCAAAGAACAAUUUUGAUGAUGGGCCGUUAUGUUGAGCCUAUUGAAGAUGUGCCUUGUGGUAACAUUGUUGGUCUGGUUGGGGUGGAUCAAUUCCUUGUGAAGACUGGUACCAUCACCACUUUUAAGCAUGCUCAUAACAUGAGGGUAAUGAAGUUCAGUGUCAGUCCUGUGGUGAGAGUAGCUGUUGAAGCAAAGAACCCAGCUGAUUUGCCUAAACUGGUGGAAGGCCUCAAGCGUUUGGCCAAAUCUGAUCCUACGGUUCAGUGUAUCACUGAAGAGACUGGAGAACAUAUUAUUGCUGGUGCUGGAGAGUUGCACCUGGAAAUCUGCCUAAAGGAUCUUGAAGAGGAUCAUGCAUGUAUUCCCAUUAAGCUUGGAGUUCAUGGGGCAACUGGCCCUGAAACACCGGACCCCUACAAACAGACAGUGUAUUCCUUCAUUGUAGCAGCUCAGCAGAGCAACAACAAAAGGACGUGCCCUGCAACCAUGCUGGAGGACAGAAAAGAAAAAGAGACCAUGAUGCAAGUAUCAGAAUACACUCCCACCUGA